Molecule: messenger RNA, 666 nt
Organism: Gavia stellata (red-throated loon)
Lineage: Eukaryota; Metazoa; Chordata; Aves; Gaviiformes; Gaviidae
Gene: GJE1
Product: gap junction protein epsilon 1
Exons: 3
Coding region: 1-666 (221 amino acids)
Biological process (GO): cell communication
Cellular component (GO): connexin complex
Source: RefSeq, a predicted model, not a curated record
AUGUCCCCCAACUACAUGCGGAGCUUCUCGGAGGGAUGUCUCAGACCACCAACGGUAAUUGGCCAAUUCCACACUCUUUUCUUUGGCUCAGUCCGUUUGUUUUUCCUUGGCGUUUUGGGCUUUGCUGUUUAUGGAAAUGAGGCCUUGCAUUUCAGCUGUGACCCAGACAAGAGAGAGGUUAAUCUUUUCUGUUACAACCAGUUCAGGCCUAUAACUCCUCAGGUAUUCUGGGCAUUACAGCUGGUGAUUGUACUGGUACCCGGAGCCUUUUUUCACCUUUAUGCUGCGUGUAAGAGCAUCAAACAGGAAGAUAUCCUCCAAAAGUCAUUCUAUGCUGGUUUUUAUAUCUUCUCUGUUUUCUUAAGGAUUAUCCUUGAAGCUGUGGCUUUUUGGCUUCAGAUUCAGCUCUUUGGUUUCAAAGUGAACGCAAGCUACAUGUGUGAUAUGGGAGUACUUGAAAAAAAUUUUAACAUUACCCGGUGCAUGGUGCCAGAGCACUUUGAAAAGACAAUUUUUCUUAUUGCAAUGUAUACAUUUACUGUGAUUACAGUGGUCUUGUGUGUUGCUGAGAUUUUUGAGAUCUCAUGUAGAAGGCUGUUUCUUAAAAACUCAGUGAUGUCAAUCACUCCUAGUCAUUUACCACCCUGUCCACCUGCAGUUUUAUAA